Trichomonas vaginalis G3 is the source of this 1410-nucleotide messenger RNA. Its product is annotated as armadillo (ARM) repeat-containing protein family. Bases 1 to 1410 code for a protein of 469 amino acids. The transcript has a single exon. The record is from RefSeq and is a predicted model, not a curated record. NCBI's taxonomy places the organism in Eukaryota, Parabasalia, Trichomonadida, Trichomonadidae.
AUGGAUUAUAAGGAUGAAAAUGAUACAAUUGAUAGUAGAAAUCGAUUUCGAAUAGCAAAAUCAGAUUUACUUACUGAAGAAUUUAUAGACGAAGAAGAUGCUCCAUCAUCUGAUAUGAAUGAAUUUUUUCUUGUAAAAAAUGUAAUCGAUAGAUCACAAACACCAACAACACAAGCUUUCUAUGAUGCUGUUACAAACUUUGGUUCAUAUUUAAAAACAAAAAGACCAAAUAAUUUUCAAGAUGCAUGCAUUGUAUUGAAAACAUUAGUUGAAAAUGCGUUAAAUACAGAUAUAACAUCAAUUACGCCAAGAAUAUUAAGUAUUAUUCAUUAUCUGAUUGAUCAAGUUGAAUUCUGUUUAGAUUGUUUUAUAGAAAUGGGAUACUUUGAAAUCCUUGAAAGAUACUUCGGAUUUUCUCCAACAAAAGCUCUUUGCUAUGCAUUAUCUAUAUAUGAAGUUCUUAUUUAUUAUGAUCGACAUUUUUUCGAGCCAUUUAUGAAUUUAAUGACUAUUCAGAGGCUAAAAUCUAUAGUAAUUGAUAAGAAAAGUGAUUCUGCAUCAAAAUCGUAUCAAAUCCGUGAAAUUAUCACUGCUCAAUUAGUUGAUAUAUUUAAUUUUGCUGUAACCCAGAAAACCACUGAUGAUAUCAUUCAAGUAGCAAGUGAAACGUUCAAAAUUGGAUUUUCUCCAUUUUGUCCAGAUCCAAUCAAAUCUGAAUGCAUGAGAGGCAUUUAUUCCCUUUACAAAACCGACCAGUUUAAUUUUACAUUAUUUUCUAAUGUAGAAUAUACAGAUUUAAUUACAACAGCUUCUGUUGAAGAAAAUUUUGAAUAUAUUGAAUUGUUUUUAUAUGCAACUAUACCAUUUAUCCCAUAUGAUUCAAUCAUAUUUUCAAAUGAUAUUGCAGAAUUGAUGGAAAUGUGCUCAAUUCACUUCAAUGAUAAAAUUGGGGCUAUUUGCCUUAAAAUCAUUAAUAAAAUGAUACAAAAUGAUGUUAAUGAUAAUAAUCUACAAUCAUUCUUAGAUCAGAACGGAAUUCAAUUUUUGUGUGAAUAUUCUUCAAGAUUUAAUUUUGUUACAUUAAAGAGUGCACUUAAAGUAUUAUUAGCCAUCAUAAUUACUCCACUUGAACCCGAAAUGAUAUAUUAUUUGUUAACAGAUGAAGUAUUUACGAUUCUUCAAAACGCAUCUUCAGUUGAUAACGAAAAGAUUGCAGAAAAUAUCUUCAAAUCUUAUGAAUUACUUUAUUCAAGGUCUAUUGUUGCUAAUCUUCUCGAAAAUUAUAUGGAUCUUAUAAAUAGAUAUGGAGUUUAUGAAUGGCUCAAUGAAUAUUAUGAUGAUUGUAGUGAUGAGUUGAUAGAAAGAUUUGAAAUCUUCAUGAACAAAGUAUUUGGUCAAAAUGAGGAAUAA